UAUCCCUCCAGGAAAAACAAGCACAAUUCCCAUAAUACCCUCGCAGUUCUUCUCUUUCUCCUUUCUCUUCUCCUCAACCCACUGAUUCACACCACAUGGCACAGAAACAGAAGAAGAGAAGAGAAAGGUCACUUGGUAGCAGCAGCAAUAGCAGAGCAGCUUCAACCCUGUCUCUCUCUUUGUCUGCUCUAUUACCCAUUUUUUCUCCCACUAAAGAGGACCCAACCAUGGUCUCUAAUCCUUCCCCAAGAGUUUAAAGUUUUUUUUUUUCUUGGUUUUGUUUUUGUUUUGUUUGUUAUCUGGAUCGUCUCGGUCACCCCUCCAUUGAACCCACCUGGCCCCACCCACCAAAACCUUCGUCACAGACACAGCUAAACACACAAACUUCCUCACACUCCUAGUUAUUGCACACUCUCUUGAAUGCGCUCUAACAUUUGUGUUUUUUCUAGUCUUUCCCUCCUUUUGCUGGGCAUUGUUUGACUUCACUUUCAGGACUCCUCUCACUUGGUUUUCUCUCUCUUCAAUUCUGGCGGUUUGGGUGCUGUGAGAUGGUUUGACUUAGGGGGUGGUGGUUUGUGUUAGGGUUUUUCCUUGUACAAUUUGCCGUUGGUGGAGGAACUAACUGUGGUAGGUUUGAGAAUGUCUGGUGGGGAGGUAGGUGGUGGGGAUGUUUUUGUGGCCUGGGAGGAGCAGGUGAUAUGCCAGGAGCGUGGGAACCGAGUGAUUCACUUCUAUCUGAAGGAUGCGACCGGAAAUUCGGUGCUGGCGGUUGUGGGGACGGAGAGGAGUGUGAGGCACAUGAUGUAUGUUGUCCCUGACCAUUUCUUGCAGGCCUAUGGAUCCACACAGCCCAUCAAUGCCUGCAAGUGGAGGGCACGGCGAGAGGUUGUUGACUGGCUUACUUGUUUGGUCUCCAGGAAUAGGUCACACCAUCCAGGUGUACAAUUGGAUGAAUUUGCACAAGUUGAUGAAUCUCUCAAAAUUUUAGUGCCUGGAAUUAAUUUCAGUAAUAAGAUUUUACCUGAUAAAAUGAUUUCUAGGAAACUAAAAUUCCAAACCUCGGAUAUUGAAUGGUCAGGCAGCACUUGGUUUUGUGCUAAACAGCUGAAGCACUACUCAGGGUUUUGCAGGAAUGGAACAACCAUAAAUGUUCAUUCAUUUGUGUAUAUUAUGGCUGAAGAAGAAAACCAUUAUCUUGGUUACUUGGAAGAUAUGUAUGAAGACAAGAAGAGACAAAAAAAGGUGAAGGUGCGUUGGUUUCAUCAUGGUCAGGAAGUUAAGCAGGUGAUUCCACAGCUGAUUCUGCAAGAGGGAGAGGUUUUCAUCACACCUCAUGUUCAGGUGAUCAGUGCUGAGUGUGUCAAUGGUCCUGCGACUGUUUUGACUCCUAAGCAUUAUGAGAAAUACCUGGCUGCUGUGCCUCAUACAUCUUUAUCCGAGAUCCAUACGUGCUUUAGGCAGUUUAAAAACAAUAGGCUUAAGCCCUUCACACUUACAAAGUUGCGUGGGUAUAGUAGCCAGCCUGUUCUUUCUUGUUUAAAUAGUCCUAUUCUCUCCAAGAGAAAGGCAAAGUUUGAAAAGUCACACACAGAUGAUGAUGAGAACUUCACUCAAGAUGAUCCUUUAAGGUCCAGCAAUAAGAGGAUUAGAUGUUCUAAGGAUCACAUAUUUGGGAAGGCUUUUUCUGGUCUGCAAGUCUCUGUUCCUACCAAUGAAAUGACAAAAUGUGGACUGAAAUAUCCCAGUUUAAAAUUAAAACUAUCAAGAAAAACAGUAGGUAUUAAGGUUAUUGGACCAAAGCCUAAACUGCCUUUUCAGGUCGGUGCUAAGAUAGAGGUUCUUUGUCAAGAUAGUGGCAUUAGAGGAUGCUGGUUUAGAUGUAAAAUCUUGAGCAUGUCUCCGAGGCUGCUGAAGGUCCAGUAUGAUGAUUUGCUUGAUAUAGACGGAGCACAGAAACUAGAGGAAUGGGUUCCUGCAUCUAGAGUGGCAGCUCGUGAUAAAUUGGGUAUGCGAUGUUUAGGCCGCUUAACAGUCCGGCCAUGCCCUCCUGAAUACAAUUCAAGUCGUACUUUUGAGAUUGGAGCAGCAGUGGAUGCCUGGUCGUGUGAUGGAUGGUGGGAAGGGGUCAUAACUGCAGUUAAUGUCAGCGGAGAUGGAAUCCUGCAAGUUUACACCCCUGGUGAAGAGAGGUUCCUAAAGGUCGAGCAGAAGAACAUUCGGAUUUCCCGAGAUUGGAUCAAUAACAGAUGGAUUGAUAUACGAGGAAAGCCUGACAUUUGCACUUAUUUAACUUCAAAUGUCAGGUCCAGCAUCGGGAUGUCAGCUAAUUCUGCAGUGGUGGAUGGAUCCAUGUCUGAUUGCUCUGCUUUAGAAAGUAAAUCAUCAUCAAUUCCCAAAGUUGAACUUGCUAAGAAGGUUGAACCAGAAUCGUCUGGUUUGGAAAUCCCUGUUGAUCUGGAAAAUAUGAAGGGAAUAACUCUGAGGGAGCCACUCUAUGCCAUUCAUGAGGACAAGGAUAACUCUGGUGGUGGCUGUGAUGAUGAAGCUGACAAGGCUGUGAAGACACUUCUGACCUUAAAUGAACACAACGCUAAUAACUCUUGUAGUGAUGAUGACACUGAGGAUGAUGAUAAUGUCAAUGGUGAUGAUGUUGACAACGGGGAGGCCAGUGAGGAAAAUUUUGAUUGUUGUGAACCAAAACUUGAUGCAGCAGAAUCAAUACAAGUUGCAUAAUGAAUAUAUUAUAGAAGCUAAAUGGGGAAUUUUUUUCUCUCCUGAUUUUACCUGAAGGUGGAAUGAGCUUGUAUAUAAACCAUAUGAAGCCCUGAGGUAGUUACAUAUGCAGAGGAUAAUGAUGUUCAAGGAUCUGACUUAAGGAUAAUUGUAGUGUAUAGCAUUAUAGCUUAUGUUUUUGGACUCAUGAGAUCAACUUCUAUAGGCUCCAUAUUUAGGUCAUGUGGCUGGUAGAUGCGCAACUGCACAUAUCAGUUCAAACUGCAUAUUAUAGAGUUAGCCCAUGAGUAAAGUUUGUAAUGAUAUUCAGUAGUUUUGGCAUUUGACCAUGAAUCUUACAAGAUUACAGAAUUACAAAAUCUGCCAUGUCGAGAUUCUUCUAUAUCUAAA
Molecule: messenger RNA, 3123 nt
Organism: Vigna umbellata (rice bean)
Lineage: Eukaryota; Viridiplantae; Streptophyta; Magnoliopsida; Fabales; Fabaceae
Molecular function (GO): chromatin binding
Source: RefSeq, a predicted model, not a curated record